Molecule: messenger RNA, 1196 nt
Organism: Thamnophis sirtalis
Lineage: Eukaryota; Metazoa; Chordata; Lepidosauria; Squamata; Natricidae
Source: RefSeq, a predicted model, not a curated record
CUAGCUGGGCUUGAGCUGGCAUCGCUCUGCACUGCAUGACAGCUCCAGGCUCUGAAGACGACGUAGCAGCCGGCAGUGGGAAGCCAAGCCCAGCUGAGGAAGAUCUGAACAAGGCUACGCGCCGGGGAUCGGCGGGGGUGUGAGCCCAGAAGGCACCUUGCCCUGUCUGAUUCCCAGGGCGCUGACGCCUCUUCCUCCUCUUCCUCCUCCUCGUCCCCGUUUGCCUUUCGCUCCUGUUUAUAACCCCACCCCUGACCUUAUUCUCUGGCCGCCCAAGACUGAGCCGAAAGACCGAAGCCGAGAGAGAGAAAGAGAGUGGGAGGGAGAGAGAGAGAGAGAGAAUAGCACCGGGUCAAGGAGAAAUACCUGCGCAUCGCUUAGACUGCAAUUGAUGAGAGAUACACAUUUCUUUCUCUAGGGAAGCUGGAUACUCGCCCGCCCCCUUCUCUCUCCCUCUUUCGCUCUCUCUUUUAAAGAAAAGAACCUGAUCCAAAGCAGGAAGGUGGGGAUUUCUGCUCCAAAAGAGAAGGGAGGGCAGGGGCAACGAAAGGAAUCGGAGAGAAUUUCGCCGAGCGUUUCCCUCCUUUUGUUGAAUGAGAAGGACGGCGCCGGAUCACCAUGAGCACCAGCACAGUUCCUUUUCAACAAAACCCAUACAACUCCGGUGGUCGUCCCACCAUAAUUCAAUGCUAUCGCUGUGGAGAUACUUGUAAAGGCGAGGUUGUGCGUGUCCAGAACAAUCACUUCCACAUCAGAUGUUUCACAUGCCAGGUGUGUGGCUGUGAUCUAGCUCAGUCUGGCUUCUUCUUUAAAAAUGGGGAAUACAUCUGCACCCACGACUAUCAGCAGCUCUACGGCACCCGCUGUGACAGCUGUCAGGAUUUCAUCACCGGAGAGGUUAUCUCAGCCUUGGGCCGGACUUACCAUCCCAAGUGCUUUGUGUGCAGCAUGUGCAGGAAGCCCUUUCCUAUUGGAGAUAAAGUGACAUUUAGCGGCAAGGAUUGUGUUUGCCAAACUUGUUCCCAUUCACUGAUUAGUAAUAAACCUAUCAAGAUUCAUGGACCAAGCCAAUGUGCAGGUUGCAAAGAGGAAAUCAAGCAAGGCCAGUCCCUCCUGGCUUUAGAAAAACAGUGGCAUGUCAGCUGCUUCAAGUGCCAAACCUGUGGAAUCAUCCUGACCGGAGAAUACAUUAGCAA